This is a messenger RNA of Gambusia affinis (western mosquitofish), 1614 nucleotides long. Its product is annotated as peroxisomal N(1)-acetyl-spermine/spermidine oxidase-like. The record is from RefSeq and is a predicted model, not a curated record. The transcript is spliced from 10 exons. NCBI's taxonomy places the organism in Eukaryota, Metazoa, Chordata, Actinopteri, Cyprinodontiformes, Poeciliidae. Gene Ontology annotation, molecular function: polyamine oxidase activity. The coding region runs from base 64 to 1569 and encodes 501 amino acids.
GUCGCCAGUCUUGCCAUGAGGAAGUGUUAAGAGAACGUUAUCCAGAGCAAGUGUGCUGCAGCUAUGGCUGGAAACAGGAACGUCAACAUUAUUAUCGUAGGCAGUGGGAUAGCGGGGAUCGCUGCGGCUCACAGGCUGGUUAAUUCUGGGUACACUAAUGUCCACAUACUUGAAGCAACUGGAAGAAGCGGAGGACGAAUUAAAACUGGCCUAUUUGGUAGUAAAGUCAUUGAGAUUGGGGCAAACUGGAUCCAUGGACCCUCUGAGGAAAACCCAGUUUUUUGUCUGGCCCGUCAUUAUGGGCUCUUGGACCCAGAGGCUCUGACCCAAGAAAACCAGAACUUUGACCUGGGAGGAGAAACACCCUGGGUUAGCAACGUCUUCAGCAGUUCAGGUCGGAAGCUGAAUGAGAAGGACAUCUAUCCAGCUCUGGAGAUGUUUACCAUGCUGCUGAAUGAAAGUUCACAGUUUCAGAAUCAAAUGGGAGAACCCUAUGCCAGUGUGGGAGACUUCAUACGCUCAGAGGUGAGAAAACGAUGUGUGGAGAAGUGGAAAGACAUCGACUCGGCCACCAAAUCCCUUCAGCUGUGUGUGAUCAGCGGCAUGCUGAAAAGAGAAUGCUGUGUUAAUGGGUCACACAGCUUAGAUGAGGUUGGUCUGGGGGCGUUUGGCCAAUACAAGACCUUUCCUGGAUUGGACUGUACAUUCCCAGGUGGCUAUGAAGGUCUGAUUGCAAACUUGAUGUCAGAGCUCCCUGAUGACAUAGUAAAGUACUAUCGACCUGUGCGGAGUGUCUACUGGAGCAACACCGAGAAGCAAAGCUCAGUAAUUGUGGAGUGUGAGGACGGGGAAAGGAUAAACGCAGAUCAUGUUGUCGUAACAGUGCCUUUAGGAUACUUAAAGAGACACCAUUCACGUCUGUUCCACCCUCCUCUUCCUCUUCACAAGCUGCACUCCAUCCAGAGGCUAGGCUUUGGAACCAACAACAAAAUAUUUGUGGAGUUCAACGAGCCGUGGUGGGAUGCUGACUGUGAUGUCAUUCAGCUGGUGUGGGAGGAUGAGGAUGCGUUGGUGGAUCAGGUCCCAGAUGUGAAGAGUUCCUGGAUAAAGAAGAUGUUUGGCUUCACUGUGCUCAAACCCACUGAAAGGUAUGGUCAUAUUCUCUGUGGGUGGAUCGCAGGGCAUGAGUCUGAGUACAUGGAGACACUACCUGAGGAGGAGGUCACAGAUGCUGUCACACAACUUGUCCGCAGAUUCACAGGGAAUCCUUCCAUCACUCCACGGAGGAUCCUGCGCUCCCAAUGGUUCCAGGACCCCUGGACAAACGGAUCUUACAGCUACUUAGCAACGGGCUGCUCACAGCAGGAUCUGGAGAACAUGAUGGAGCCUCUGCCACCCAAUGCAUCGAAAGCCCGACCCUUGCAGGUGUUGUUCGCUGGAGAAGCCACUCAUCUCUCCUACUUUUCCACCGUCCAUGGAGCGCUUCUCUCUGGCUGGAGGGAAGCUGAGAGACUCAUCUCCCACUACUCCUCCGCUAAUGCCUCCAAGCGCCGAAUGUCAAAGCUUUGAAAGAGCGACACAGUUGCUAAAAUAAAAAGACAUUACAAAUGCAUG